CUUCCUCUCUCUGGUACCUCCAUGUCGACUGCACCACACUCAGGUCCAGGCCUGAGAGAUCUCGAGAAAGAAUUGACUUGUUCGAUUUGUACCGACCUUCUCUACCAGCCCCUCACCCUCCUCAACUGCCUCCACACCUUCUGCGGCUCGUGCCUCAAGGAGUGGUUCGCCGUACAAGGAGCCCGUUCCCGACCGUCCUCGUCCGCCCGCUUCACCUGCCCAUCAUGCCGAGCUGCCGUGCGCGACACCCGUCCCAAUGCCACUGUGACGACCUUGUUGGAUAUGGUCCUGACGGCCAGUCCCGACCGAGACAAAUCCGCCGCGGAGAAGGAGGAGGUUGCGCAGAGGUAUAAACCGGGCGAUUCGGUGUUUCCGUCCACGAAUGCGGGUUCAGAUGCGGAGGAUCGAAGAGUGCUGGAGGAAGUGAGGGCUUUGAGUUUGCAGGACAGUCGGUCGGGAUAUCUUCAACAACAACAGCAACAGCGCUCAAGGCAUUCGUCGCGGAGUCGUCACCGGCGGGUAGAGGGUACGGGUACGGAUUCGGAUGAGCGUCGAAGGGAGGAGGAUGGUCGGUCUCGACGACGACGGGAAGGUUCUUCACGACGACAGCGGACGACAGCUGAGGAGGAGGGUCCGGACCGGUCGACAAGGCGGGUGGAGCAUCAGUCGAGUUUGAGGUCACUACUCAGUUUGUCGGAUACGGAAACGAUGCAAGAGGAGAUCUUGCGACAGAUCUUUGAGGAGGGGUUGUUGGAUGAUAUCGAUCUGGAUAAUAUGGGUCCGUCGCAGGAGGAAGAGCUCAGUGAGCGCAUUGCGGAUGCGUAUCGUCGAAGGCAUAGGCUACGAGCACGGUCCCAGCAGCAACGGACAGAAUCUCGAGAGAACUCGCAGACCCCGUCCUCUCGGCCUCGCGCGCGAUCCCAGUCCGUACAGAGGGCGGAAAAUGGUACAGGUGCUGCUGCUAUAAGGGAUACGAGAGAGUCGAAUGGCGGUCCCCCGGUAUCUAGACCGUAUCUUCUGGAUCCGCUUGUCGCGCGUGAAGGGCACUCAGGCCAUCAAAGACGACUGUCAGAUCAAGGGGGAACUAGGUCUCGUCGGAGGACGUCGCCUGUACCGGUCAGCGCGGCGUCUACUUCGGAAGUUUUGCGGCCUGCAGCGCGAUCGUCAAGUGACAUGGUUGCUGAUCGGGCCAGAAAUUCGCAAGCUGGUCGCGUUCGGACAGCGGAGGCUUCAGCAGCAUUCCGGUCACGCCGUGCCACUGCAUCUGAACAUAACGUUCCCAACAUCUGGGUUGAAGGAGCAAGGGAGAGGCAGCUUCGCCCGGCUGGAAGAUCGUCGAUUGAUUCUCCUCGAGUGGCCACGACUUUGAAUCACAGGGGACGCGACGGCUCUUGGCCUUCAAGCCCGGAUGAACCCUCUACAGUGUCGCCUCCGACUAGCUCUUUAGUGGCCGAGGUAGGUGUCGCAGCAAGGCAGGAGCCUCGUUCACGGCCUUCAUCGUCUCGAUCAAAUGCGCCUCCCCGUUCAGCGACACUGUACGUGGAAUCAUCAAUCAAGUGCGACCGGUGCGAUAAGGCCAACAUACAGUAUGACCUCCAUAAAAAGUGUCCCACUUGUAAAGACGGAAAUUUCUACCUUUGUCUGCGAUGUUAUCGUACCGGGAGCGGCUGCCUCGAAUGGACCGGCUUCGGAGCGUCUGCUGAAGCGGAUCUCGCACGCAUUCGCGCAUCAUCGACUGGUGAGCCUCGAGCUCUUAUUGACACAUCGCAUAUACUCCAGUCUUGCAAGUAUCUUCGAACACCAGAAUCUGCCUAUCGAUCCGACAGAGAUGGGCGAAUGGUCACCAACGACGACCCCGCCCGAAGAUUGCAGACUGGGCUGUUCUGUGACAGCUGCCAAUCUCCAGCAAACGACUGUCUCUGGAAAUGUAAUCAAUGCAACGAAGGAGAUUGGGGGUUUUGCAACCGCUGCGUCAACCAAGGUCGCUGCUGCACACACGCCCUGCUUCCCAUCUGCCGCAUCACCCGCGAUAGCCCAUUAGCAUCGCCAACGAGGGCAUACACAAUCACACCAAAUGGCGCCUCGGACGACUGCAAUGACGCCCCUGGAUCUGGCACUGAGAUUUUCAAGAUUCUUUCUUUCACCACAAAUUGCGACAUUUGCACGCACCCAAUCCCCGCCUCAACGCUCCGCUUCCACUGCCUUGUAUGCAAUGACGGCGACUACGACAUCUGCGCAAAUUGCUACCUGCGCCUUGUUGCCACUGGCAAGAUUCGCAAGGAGAACGGUCACAACGGCUGGAGGCGCUGCAUCAAGGGCCACCGUAUGAUCGUCGUUGGCUUCGAAGAUCACGACGAGGGGCAGCGCCGUGUCAUUGUCAGGGAUCUAGUAGGCGGAUGUGCCUUGAACGACGACCACCUUCAACAGCCUUCAUCAUCUUCCUUCACCGUUCCGACUCCUACAAACAUUCAUGCGACUGCGUCGACUCCUGGAACUCCAAACUCUCCAUUCUCUCAUUACACAACUUCAUCUUCAUCCUCUGCUGCAACUGGAACAGGGUCAGGAAUUGCCUCGCCCGAGUUCGCACCCGGCGAUUGGCUAUGGAAGGAAGGCUCGGAGCGACGCAAAAAGGCCUCCCGUCUUCGUCCUUGGCCACUUGGCGGCGAGCGCGAUCGCACUUCUGCCCUUACGUCUCCUCCGUCUUCUGAGCCCAGCACUCCCAAUACGCCGACGUUCGCUGCUCCAACCCCGCCCACCUCCGCUGCACCGGCAUUGACAUCAAGACGCUUUCCUCCCGAUGGAGGCGUUGGGCUGAUUGUGCAUGCUCUGUGGUCGUGGUACCCCGAAGACGGCGUCAAAGAUGAACUGAUGUUCCCUCGCGGUGCUGAAAUCACCGAAGCCGAGAACAUCAACGAUGACUGGUACUGGGGCUGCUAUGCUGGGUUAACGGGGUUAUUUCCAGGCUCACAUGUGCAUGUGGUGGAUGAGAUUGUCUAGUCGGUCGAGGCUGAUGAGACAGGUGCUCGAGGUGCAGGCUUAGUUGGGGGUUGUGCUUGUCGAGGGUUGUUUCUUUUCUGUUUCUGCAUGCUUCUGAUUUUGUUUCUGGUUUCUCAGGACCGAAUUACAUGGGGAAGACGGGCCAUUUCUUACGAUGUGCAUGAAUAAUGUAGCAUAUGAUGAUGAUUAUGAAUUAUGACUUAC
Aspergillus uvarum CBS 121591 is the source of this 3201-nucleotide messenger RNA. Its product is annotated as SH3 domain protein. The record is from RefSeq and is a predicted model, not a curated record. The transcript is spliced from 2 exons. Bases 22 to 2997 code for a protein of 991 amino acids. NCBI's taxonomy places the organism in Eukaryota, Fungi, Ascomycota, Eurotiomycetes, Eurotiales, Aspergillaceae. Gene Ontology annotation, cellular component: nucleus. Gene Ontology annotation, molecular function: zinc ion binding; ubiquitin-protein transferase activity; protein binding. Gene Ontology annotation, biological process: mitotic cell cycle checkpoint signaling; ubiquitin-dependent protein catabolic process; protein ubiquitination.